This is a messenger RNA of Mesorhabditis belari, 1185 nucleotides long. The record is from the annotation of a GenBank genome assembly. NCBI's taxonomy places the organism in Eukaryota, Metazoa, Nematoda, Chromadorea, Rhabditida, Rhabditidae.
AUGGGAACACUGGAUCCCCGCCUCGUCUAUUCAUCGAGAGCUAGAUGGGGCGAUUGUUGCACGGAGAAUUCGCUUCUGUUCCCGUCUCUGCAAAGAACCCGCACCGUUUGCGUGAGAGUCGAAGUGUAUGGUUGUCAAUAUCGAGGUGACUUGGUCUCUUACUCGAUUCCCGAAGGAACAAUUGCUGACGGACUUUCACUCAAAGAUUUUCACUAUGAUGGGAAAAUCAGUCCAUCAAAUCAUCUUCUCGGUGGAAUUGGGAAACUAUAUGAUGGGAAAGUUGGGGAAAACGAUUUUGAAAAGAAGCCGAAUGGAUGGAUUGCGUGGAAGAAUGAAGGAAAACCGAUCGAAAUGAACUUCACUUUCGUGGAGCAGAUGAACUUUUCGGCGAUCCUCUUCCACACAAGCAAUCACUUCAAAAUGGGUGCCGAGACUUUCUCCGAAGCAAGCAUUCGUUUUUCUCAAAAUGGAAACCAUUUCUCAUCAAGAAAAGUCCAUUUCACCUAUCAUGCCGAUCGUCAAUCUCGACACCGCCUCGAUGGAUUCGCAUACCAAUUCAAAGCCGGAUUGCGAAAUUUCUGCAAAUUCAACUUCAACCAUCCCCUAGCCUCCCAGUGGUUGUUGCUAUCGGAAAUUCAGCACAAUGGAAAUACGGUGACACUUUUAUGCGGUGGAUGGACAAUGAUCAGACUUCUCUCUAUCAGCCUCCUCGGCUCAUUUUGUCCUCGCUGUUAUAAGUGUCUGCCGCUGAGAGUUUCGUUUCGACGACGCAGACCACCAGUGAAACCAAUUCCUUCACCGGCUUUCCUCAAAAGCAUCCACAACAUAAAUUUGAUGAUGGACGGAUCGACGAUCAAGGUAAAGCUCUGUCAACUCGAGCGUCGCUUGGUUGUCGUGAAAUCGUUGGAAGAAACUGAAGAAACGCGGAGAGAACUUCAAUUUUUGGGAUCUCUUAAGCAUCCGAAUGUUUUAGAGAUGAUCGGAACCUCAACGGGGCAACCAUUUUUCUGUGUUCUCGAAUAUGCCGAGAACGGUUCAUUCACAAUCGUAUUUUCAGAAAAUGGAGAGAUUGGAUACAAAAACGGCUCUGAGUGCUGUGGUGGGAGUGGUGGCUGGUUUGUCAUUCCUCGAGUCUCGUCAAAUCAUUCUCUCUCAUCUCGCCACACACACAUGUUUCGUCGAUCG